Molecule: messenger RNA, 2820 nt
Organism: Daphnia pulicaria
Lineage: Eukaryota; Metazoa; Arthropoda; Branchiopoda; Diplostraca; Daphniidae
Product: QRFP-like peptide receptor
Exons: 8
Coding region: 563-2044 (493 amino acids)
Biological process (GO): G protein-coupled receptor signaling pathway
Cellular component (GO): membrane
Molecular function (GO): peptide binding; G protein-coupled receptor activity
Source: RefSeq, a predicted model, not a curated record
CUUAUUCUCUUUAACUAAUAUCAUUUCGCUCUCUGUGUGUGAGCAACAACGUGUGUUGUUGGCCUAUACCGUAUUUUCCUUUUGGCUGUCAUCGCGCAGAAGUCGCCCACAAUUUCCUGGAGAAAAAAAAAAAAAGAAAUAGAGCUUUUUUAUUUUUUCGUCUGAGAUCGAUGUGGAGCUAGCCCAUGAGAUCCGCUUGCCCCAUCCGCCAGUAAACAUACCAACAGAGUCCUAUAUACACCCAGUCUUUUCAUGUCAUUCCACCAUUUCUAGGACCCACCAGUCAAAGAUGUCUCAGUCGAAAGGCGACGACGAAACAAGCUUGACGUGUUUUUUCCUCCGUCCCGGCUUCACCUUCAUAUGAUAUUCAUAUCAUAUCUACGUCGCUCUCGUCGCCAACUUGCAACUAAGUCGCCAGGAUUUAGAAAAGAAGCGGUUUUUAUACCAAAGAUCACAACACCGCCGCCGCCGCAGCCCGAAAAUGUAUUUUUAUUCAAGCCUUUAAACAAGAGCUAGUGCUGCUGCCGGGCUCGGGUGGGGGGAGAAAAUCGUCUCCAAGAAUAUGGGCCAUACACUGCAGGGUCAGCUUCUCGAAAAUGGAUCGGUGGUGAUUGAUGGCUUCGGUACAAUUUCAACUGAUGACUACAGAUCUACAGUGAUCAGUGCAUUUUAUUACCUUCACGAGCCAUCAAAACUGAUAGUCCUUUCUCUCUACUCGGUUGUUUUCUUGUUGGCGGCAGUUUGCAACCUCCUCGUUAUCGUCGUCAUCUUUCGCUUCCAGCAUCUUCACAGUGUCACCAACUAUUUUCUCGUCAACUUGUCAGUAGCGGAUCUUCUGGUAACGAUGAUUUGCAUGCCAAUGGCCAUGUCGCAAAACAUUACGGUGAUUUGGUUCUACGGACUCUUCAUGUGCAAGUUUGUGACCUAUCUCCAAGGAGUUGCAGCCAGUUCCAGUAUGUUUUCUAUUUUGGCCAUGAGCAUAGAUCGGUACUUUGCCAUUCGUCAUCCAAUCGUCUUCCGACAAUUCUUCAAUAAGCGGGUGGCCCGUUGUGUCAUCUUGUCCAUUUGGGUGGUGGCCAGUCUCGUCUUCAUACCAGUUCUGGUCGUCCAGCACGAAGAAUCAAUCACUCUGCACGGCGAGAACGCCGAGCUGGUCAUUUGCAAAGUCUGCAAGCAGAGAUGGGAGGAAGACUGGAACAAGAUAACCUACAGCAUUUUCUUGUUCGUCGCUACCUACGUCCUGCCCGUCUUGCUCGUUAUCACUGCUUACAUUCGCAUGGGAUGCAAGCUGUGCACGCCCAGCAUCCUGAUGAACAACCACGACGGAGGCGAAAUAAUCUUAAACAGGGACUCACGAUUGCUAAACUGCCGCCGUCGGGUAGCCCGGACGCUUUUAAUUAUCGCCAUCGUCUUUGCCGUUUGCUGGAUGCCCUACAAUCUGACUCAGCUCUUUCUCGACACUUUGGAGAAGGAACAGUUGAAGGAAAUGGACAAAACUGCGCCCCACCUGUUGAUGGUGCACUCUUUCAGUCUGUGGCUGGGUCAUGCUAAUUCCGCAAUCAAUCCGCUGCUCUAUUGCCUCCUUUCGCGCAACAUCCGCCAGUCAGUUGCGAAUCUCUUCCGCCCGACCGGCCGGAAUCUUCGCAACAGCUCGGAGCCCGUGGAAAUGUUGCGACGCCGAGGUCCCGUCAGUAAAAAACGACCGCCAAUAGUAAAGAACGGAUGUUCCAACUUGAACCGCCAAAAGCCUGAGCCCCCAUCUCACCAAGAGCUGCAUCAAGUCAAUGAGAAUCCGCCCGGACGAGAUUUGAUCGUCAUGAAUCGACUGUCACCUCUAACCCCGCCGUCGAUUAAGAAAUUAAUGGGAUCACAUUCUCAGAGCUUCAUCACCAUAGCCCUGAUGCCUAUCAAAAUAGUCUCCUUCAACAAGAUCUUGCAGUCUCAUUCGAAUAAACCAACAGCAGCGCUCGAAGCCAAAAGUGUGGGAGAUAACGGAGAAAUGGAGGACCUGGAUUCGACACCGAAUAACUACUACUCGCUUUGAAUAUAAGCAUUAGUGUCAAGAACGGGUUGUCUUCAUGUCGUCUUUCAAGUUAUUUCGCGGUGAAAGCCAAUGCCGAUCUAUAUAAAGCCCUCCUCGUCUCUGUUUAAGCACCUGAAAUCAAAUAAGGCACGACGUCAAAAGUUCUAUCUUUUUGAAAAGAGAUUCUGACAAAUGAGAAUGCGCCCACUUUUCCGUUCACCUUUUGAUAUAUAACACGAUCGUUCUAUUUUUGAAAAUGUCAAAACAAUAUCCGAUAUAUUUGUUUGCGAGGCUGCUUCUGUUUAUAUUGACCAACAGAAGGAUCGUCAAAUUUUUCUUCUUUCAAUAUUUGAUUGUACACACUGCCCCCUCCCCCCCACACGAAAACGUCACAUUCUGUCUACCCAUUUUCGACACCCCAGUCCGCCAGUUCAAACCGCGUUGCGACACAACUUCGUCAAGACUCUACCAAUAAUAAGUCAACCUGGACUUGGAUCUCUACCUCCUCCAUCCUUCAUUUAUUAUCAUUAUUAUUACUCAUCAGUGUCGUACAUGUGCCCAUAUCCGGGGACCCCGAAUUUCUGAUAUUCUCGUCCUUUGUUGUUUACGUAACAUCAAAAACGGCAUCUGCUGCUCCCAGACCGUCUCGAUUUCUAUUCGUCUAUAAUGAUUUCGUCAAACAAAAUGUAAUUGAUGUGCUGUUUCGUGUCUUGUGAAUUAAUACUCUCAAAUAUGUCUAUAUUUUAUGUCAAAGCAAUUAACUGACCCAGUUACCAAAAAUAUAUGCGAGAUGUAUA